This is a messenger RNA of Prosopis cineraria, 1367 nucleotides long. Its product is annotated as syntaxin-71-like. Lineage: Eukaryota; Viridiplantae; Streptophyta; Magnoliopsida; Fabales; Fabaceae. Gene Ontology annotation, cellular component: membrane; endomembrane system; SNARE complex. The transcript has 9 exons. The coding region runs from base 244 to 1041 and encodes 265 amino acids. Gene Ontology annotation, biological process: intracellular protein transport; vesicle fusion. Gene Ontology annotation, molecular function: SNARE binding; SNAP receptor activity. The record is from RefSeq and is a predicted model, not a curated record.
GGGAAAAAAGACGACGACUCGAAGGAAAGGGAGUAAACAGACAGUAAAACCAGAAGCGGGAUCCUUUACUGUAGCACGAGUCCCUGCGUUCCCCCCUGAAGUAAUUCCUGGGUUAUUCCGGAACAGAUCAGGGCACAAUUUAAAGACAGAUCGAACUCUGCUGUGCCUAGUGAUCUUAUUAUCUUCGUGUUUUGUCAAUAAUAAUACGAGGAUCAGGACUGGAUUUCCCUGCCUAGUAAAAUCAUGAGCGUCAUCGACAUUCUGACCAGAGUUGAUUCGAUCUGUAAGAAGUACGACAAAUACGACGUUGAUAAGCACAAGGAUUCUAAUAUUUCUGGCGACGAUGCCUUUGCUCGACUAUACGCCAUCGUCGAUGCCGACAUCGAGGCUGCUCUUCAGAAAGCAGAAACGGCUUCCAAGGAGAAAAAUAGGGCAUCUGCCGUGGCGAUCAACGCGGAGCUUCGUCGCACCAAGGCUCGGUUGCUGGAGGAGGUCCCCAAGUUGCAGAGGUUGGCAGUGAAAAAGGUAAAGGGGCUUCCACCAGAAGAAUUUGCUGCACGUAAUGAUUUGGUUCUUGCAUUGCCAGAGAGGAUCCAAGCUAUCCCAGAUGGGGCUCCAGCUGCCCCCAAACAAACUGGAUUCUGGGCGGCUUCUGCUUCACGUACUGAAAUCAAAUUUGAUUCAGAUGGACAAUUUGACAGUGAAUACUUCCAGCAAACUGAGGAAUCAAGUCAAUUCAGGCAGGAGUAUGAAAUGCGUAGGAUGAAGCAGGAUCAAGGUUUGGAAGUGAUCUCAGAAGGAUUGGAUACGUUGAAAAACAUGGCGCAUGAUAUGAAUGAGGAACUGGAUAGGCAAGUCCCAUUGAUGGAUGAGAUUGAUACUAAGGUGGACAAGGCAUCCUCUGAUCUUAAGAAUACCAAUGUCAGACUUAAACACACAGUCAAUCAGCUUCGAUCGAGUCGAAACUUCUGUAUUGAUAUUGUGUUGUUGAUUAUAAUUCUGGGAAUUGCUGCCUAUCUGUACAAUGUACUAAAGAAAUGAUGAUCAGCACAAGACUAUUGAAUGUGCUUGGUGUGCCCGCAUGGCUUGCCUAUAUUUCUUGUAUUUUCCGGGGAAUGUGGUGCCUUUUCUUUUCUUUUAUUUUGCUUUUUUCUUUUUGGAAAAAAAUUAGGGACUCGAGAGAUUUGCAUUCGUCAUUCAAAGACAGACCUGUGUUUGCCGGCAUGUAUCAUUAUGAGAAAUAGGUUGCUGAUCGCUGUAUAUGCUGUUUCAGAAUUGUCGCCAAACUUGGCUCUCUGAUUUCCCAAUCUGGAAAUACUUGUGUAACUUCUGUAAUGUUGGCAUCAAGGUUCAUAUUAUGUUUAUAA